AUGAAAAGUGCUUUUGAAAUCCGAAAGGCGAGCGAGUCUUCUGACUACGAGGGAGAGAGCGACGGUCAUCAUCCGGAUAGCGCACCCAGCAACCGGGAGCUGCGCUCACGGAGCUGCAGCUAUGCUGGAGUGUUUCAUGUGGAGGGGAGAGAACGCUAUAGUCUGAAGUUUGAGAAGGCCGAGACAUUGUGUGAGCAUUUAUCCUCUUCAUUAGCCAGUCUGGAGCAGGUGGAAAAAGCCUACAAUAAAGGACUACAGACAUGCAGGUAUGGAUGGAUAAACAGCACAGAGGUGGUGAUAGUCCGUCAGACGCCAAAUAGAAUCUGUGCUGGCAACCAAACCGGCAUCAUCAGGAAAACUCCAGACAGAAAAAAAUAUGACGCCUUCUGUUUUGAUGCUAAAGAUACGGCAGAGAAGAAUUGCACAGCUAAAAUUGACCCUGAGAGUUUAAACAAAACAGAUGGCGACUCGGCAUUUACAGAAGUCACAACACACCGACCAAAUGCUGGAGGGGAAGAUUCUGAAAAUUCAACAUCUGAAGUCACAUCUGUGUCCGAGUCUUCUACUCCAGUUCUCUGGAUGCAGACCAGUCCCACACAGAGCCCUGCGGAACAGAACCACACUGAUCAGACAAACCGUGAUACGCAUAUAGAGUUGACAACUUCACAUCCAAAUCCAGACACCACAGGGCUGGGAGUGUUUGAAUCAGUGACCACUAAAGAAACGGCAGCAAAUAAAGCAGAACACGCCAUCCCAAACAACGGAUCUAUAGGUAUGGCCAGUGUAAUACAAAUCAUGUAUUAAAAGUAAUGCCCUAAUCAAUUGUAUCCAAUUUCAGACUACUAUUUGCUUUAACAAGCCUUGAUUGACAACAUUCUGACAAAUGUUCACCAGGGUGUGAAUUAUAAGGCAGUCUUAGGUCAGGUCUCUAUAACAACUCCAGUCCUGGGGGGCCGGUGUCCUGGAAACUUUACUACCAAUCCCAGUUGAACCCAUCUGUCUGUAAUU
Messenger RNA from Sinocyclocheilus grahami, 1008 nucleotides. Its product is annotated as CD44 antigen-like. Lineage: Eukaryota; Metazoa; Chordata; Actinopteri; Cypriniformes; Cyprinidae. The transcript has 6 exons. The coding region runs from base 1 to 804 and encodes 267 amino acids. Gene Ontology annotation, cellular component: macrophage migration inhibitory factor receptor complex; basolateral plasma membrane; plasma membrane. Gene Ontology annotation, biological process: inflammatory response; positive regulation of ERK1 and ERK2 cascade; cell adhesion. The record is from RefSeq and is a predicted model, not a curated record. Gene Ontology annotation, molecular function: cytokine receptor activity; hyaluronic acid binding.